CCAUGCACCUGUCCUGGAUGUGGGAUCUGAACGAAAAUGGACAAACGAUGAGCCAGGUGGUCCGAGCGGGAGAAGGCCCUCUUACACAGCAUGCACUCGUAAGGUUUCUGACCCGUGUGCUUCCGGUAGUGACGCGUCAGCUCAUCGGAGCGGGCGAAUUUCCAGUUGCACCCUUCCCACGGACAGCGAUGCAGUCCUCCUUCAAAACUCCAGGAGCCAGGGGACUGUGGAAUAACCCCAGACCCACACAGUGCAGUAAGGAGACACAGGAAAUGCUGAAAUUGAUGAAAGAGGAAUCAAAGCUUGCAUGCCUCCAGAGAAAACAGAUCAACAGACGCACAAAGCGUGGAGCGGUUUCGUCUCAGACUCCGGCUUCUGGACCGUCUUUUCCUCUGAGUAAAUGUGCUCAGCGACUGACGCCUGUAAAGCCUUGUAGACGCAGUGCUGAAUCUUGUCGGGCUGGGGACAGCUACGUGAGGGAAAAGUUUCACCCUGGUCCCACACGAGAUUUGGAGAAGGAGAAGAGGAGGCUUCAGAAUAUCUUGGCAACAGGAGAAGAAGAGCCUGCAGCUGGAUCGCCUGGAGAAACGUCUGAAUGUUGCACACCAGAUGAAUCAGAGGAGAUGGAGCGCUAUCAGGAAGUUUUAAAUGAAAUCGAAGAAAGGAGACAGUUUCUAGCAGAUAUGGCAGCUUUGGGCCAGGAGCACCAGUACAUCGGCAUCAUCAAUGCAGAGAUAUCGCAGAGGCUUCGUGAGCUGGACAUUCUGGAUCAGGCCGACGCCUCCAAGCAGGGAGCAGACGACUGAAGAUCACGUCUGCCUCAUGCUCCAAGUUUAUACAUCAGUGAAAAAAAACAAACAAACGUGAUAUGUAAUAAACUUAGUUUAUUCUCUCUGCACCUGUCAGUACUUUAAAUAAUCCUGCUGCUGUUGCUGAACACAGAACAGAUGAGAAACGUGGAGCUACAGAGCUCUUGGUUUAAGCCGGACAUGAAGGCAGGUACAGAGAUAACACAGGUGUGAUGCUAAAUGGCAAAACGUGAACAGAGCGACUACAACCACAUUUACAUGAACUCUACAGACCAUUAUCCACAUGCUCAGUUAAAUAAAUUGCACUGAAACAACAUGAUCAUAAAUACAGUUUCCUAUCAUUCUUAAGGCAAUAAACAGACAAAAGGCUUUUUAAUGUGAACGUUAACCAUUGCAUAUACAAGCCAAGCUAGCCCUGAUGGCUAAAGCUUCUGUGAAAUGGUAUUUUGUUCACUAAUACGCUUUCCUCUUCUAAUUAUUGCAUGGGUGACGCACAGUUAUAAAAGCUACAAUAAAUCUACAGGUUAUUUAAAAACACAUUUUCUUUCUUUCAUGUUCUUCAAACACUUCUCAUAAAUACUGAGGGUCAGCGCAGCUGGCAGAGACACAGCUGACACUAGGAUUUCAGACGCAGUGUAGCAGCUGGACUUCUUUUGGUAUACCUCGCUGCCUGAGCUUUGCAAUGGAAAAUGCUGUACCGUAUUUUUCAGACUAUAAGGCGCACUUAAAAUCCCUUAAAUAUUUCUCAAAAAUGGAUGGUGCACCCAAUAUAUGGUUACCGACCGAUUGCAUGUGGUACAAUGCGCUCAAAAAGCUGUUAAAAUCUGUAAGUACGACUUUUGCAAUAAAGCUGCUCCGCUCAACAGAUAUUCAGAGGAUUACGGUACGCUGUGUCACUGCCUGGUAGGACCCCUGAGCUGUCUACAAGACUGCCUGACUGUAAUGU
Molecule: messenger RNA, 1755 nt
Organism: Fundulus heteroclitus (mummichog)
Lineage: Eukaryota; Metazoa; Chordata; Actinopteri; Cyprinodontiformes; Fundulidae
Gene: c5h22orf23
Product: chromosome 5 C22orf23 homolog
Exons: 8
Coding region: 3-806 (267 amino acids)
Source: RefSeq, a predicted model, not a curated record